AUGGAUGCUGUUGAUUUGAUUCCCACGGUUUCUUGUCCUUCUCUUAUCAUUGGUGCUCCUCCUGCAAUCAAGUAUGACGUGUUUCUUAGCUUCAGAGGGGAAGACACUCGCCACACCUUUUCUAGUUAUCUCUAUGAAGCACUUGACCAAGCGGGCCUUCAUACUUUUAUGGAUCACAAGCUCCACAAAGGAGAUCAUAUCUCACCAAUUCUUCUGAAAACAAUAGAGAAAUCAGAGAUAUCUUUGAUCAUUUUCUCCAAGGAUUAUGCUUCUUCAACAUGGUGUAUGGAUGAGCUCGUUCACAUUAUGAAAUGUAAAGAUAAGUACGGAAGGCUUGUCGUCCCAAUUUUCUACAACGUAGAUCCAUCAAAUAUUCGGAAACAGGAUGGGAGAUUUGGCGAUGGAUUUGCCAAGCUCAAGCAGAGAUUUAAGCAUGACCAAAAAAGAGUGCAGGAGUGGAAAAAUGAUUUGAUCAAAUCGGCAAGUCUAUCUGGGUGGGAUUCAGAGAAUUUCAGGCCUGAAUCUGAACUUGUCAAAAAGAUUGUCAAAGAUGUUUUGAGCAAGCUGAAUCGUAGGUCAUCCUUUCAUGUGGAUGGAUUAGUUGGGAUUGAUCAUCAGAUACAGAAAGUUGAAGAGCUGCUAACUGAAGCUCGCAUUGUGGGAAUAUGGGGUAUGGGUGGUAUAGGCAAGACCACUCUUGCUAGAGCGGUCUUUGAGAGGUUGACAGCUGAUUUUGAAUCUUUCUACUUUGUUGAAGAUGUCAAACAAAAGCUGGCAAAGAAUAGAUCGAAAUAUAUCAAAGAAUGCCUCAAAAAGUUAUUACAUGACGACGAUAUUAACCCUUACAAUUUAACAUACGCUUCUGUGAGAAGGAGGCUUGAGCAGAAAAAAAUUCUUUUGGUACUUGAUGAUGUGGACAAUUCUAGAAUGGCUGAAGAUUUAAUCAAAGCAUGUGAUUGGUUUGGGGAAGGAAGUAGAAUUAUUAUCACAUCAAGAGAUAUGCAAGUGCUUAAAAAUGCUUCUGAUUCUGCAUCUCCUGCAACAUAUCACGUUCUGGAAUUGAAUCCGCAUGAUGCCCUUCAUCUCUUUAGCUUGAACGCUUUCAAGCAAAAUCAACCUUUCGAAAACUACUUGGAGUUAUCAAAGUGGGUAGUGGAUUAUUGUGAAGGAAAUCCAUUAGCUCUGAAAGUGUUGGGUCGCUAUCUUCAUGGUAGAGGAAAAGAAGAGUGGGAAAGUGCUCUGGCGAAACUAAAUCAAACUCCUGACUAUGACAUUUUGAAUGUGCUAAAAUUGAGUUUUGAUGGACUUGAUGACACACAGAAGAAUAGGAUAGAUGUGGUAAUAUUGGGAUGCAUGCUCUAUUAG
Messenger RNA from Neltuma alba, 1365 nucleotides. RefSeq names its product TMV resistance protein N-like. The transcript has 4 exons. The record is from RefSeq and is a predicted model, not a curated record. NCBI's taxonomy places the organism in Eukaryota, Viridiplantae, Streptophyta, Magnoliopsida, Fabales, Fabaceae. Gene Ontology annotation, molecular function: ADP binding. Gene Ontology annotation, biological process: defense response; signal transduction. The coding region runs from base 1 to 1365 and encodes 454 amino acids.